Callorhinchus milii (elephant shark) is the source of this 2353-nucleotide messenger RNA. Its product is annotated as NXPE family member 3-like. Lineage: Eukaryota; Metazoa; Chordata; Chondrichthyes; Chimaeriformes; Callorhinchidae. Bases 83 to 1804 code for a protein of 573 amino acids. The record is from RefSeq and is a predicted model, not a curated record. The transcript has 6 exons.
GCCAGUCAUUAGUCUACGUACAGGAAGUGUAAGAAAGUAAAGCUGCAGAGCAGGCAGUGGGCUCUUGGGCACUGAGUUCAACAUGGUUGAAGAAGGCACCGAAGCAUCUCGUCCUUUCUCCAUAUCCCGGCUUAUGUUCACUUUAAUCUCACUGCUAGCAUUGCUGAUUGUGAUUAUAAACAUUUAUUGCAUCGAGCACAAUUAUUGUUCAAACUCUGGAUCAAAGAAUUUCUUAGAUCCAAAAUUGCAUCCAUCAAAGAAUCAGCAGAUGAUGAUAAAUAACCUUCCAUGGUUGGCCAAACUGAUAAACUGUGGCUACCUCGUUGGAAGUUUUACGCCUUCAGAAAGAGCUGAGGGAAUGUUCCUGUUGAAAAUGAUUGAAUGGACAAACUCACCUGGAGCUCGCACACCCUUUCUGAAAAGCACUGACCCGUCACAUUCUCACUUUCUUAUUUUAAACUCUCAAAACACUUUCCACAUUGGGGAUCAGUUACAGGUGAUGGUCCACAUGUAUGAUUUUUCAGGACACUCAAAGCAAUACGGAGGUGACUAUCUCCAGGCCCGGAUCCACACCCCAGAGUUCAAAGCGGGUUCAGUGGGAACAGUUGUCGAUUACCAAAAUGGAUCGUAUAAGAUCAAUUUUACUUUAUUCUGGUCGGGGAAAGUUGAGGUGUCCGUUAUUUUGGUUCAUCCCAGUGAAGCGAUUCAAUUACUUAAAUGGAUACGUGAUGAGCACAGACAUAAGGUGGCCUAUCAAAGCACCUUCAGAUCCGGGGAUAUCAGGGAGACAACUAAGUGUUAUCUUUGUUUGCCUGAUGGUGUCCCUGUCUGUAACUUUACUGAUCUCAAGACUGGGGAACCCUGGUUCUGUUAUAAACCACAGAAGCUGCCCUGCUCUGCUCGGGUCAACCAUGCUAAAUCAGGCUACAACACAUCUUACUUAAUUGGUGAUGAACGUCGUUAUUUCGCAAGCAAGGUGAAUCUCCUGAAGCCAAUAUUACCUAAAGGUCCAGGUUAUAUAACUGUAAUGAAUUCAAUUAAUGCAGGUGCAAAUGUCGGAAACUGUGUCCGUGGCAAGUCUCUGACUUCACCGUCAGGUUUUUACUAUCAGGACCAGUGGAUGUCAACACAAUGCAAUAUUCGCCGCUUCAACACUCCAGCAAACAUUACAAACUGUCUUCGGGGAAAAGUGGUUCAUCUUUAUGGAGACUCCACUAUGCGACAGUGGUUUAAUUAUUUUGCUAGAGGUCUCCCAGAUCUUAAAUUAUUUCAAUUUGGCAAUACUCCAGAGAAUGGUCCUUACACUGCUGUGGAUGUGGUGAACAAGAUCAUGGUGAAAUAUCGUUGCCAUGGCCCACCCAUUAGAUUCAAUGAUAUUUCAAGCCAACAGCUGCAUUAUAUUGCAAAUCAGCUGGAUGCAAAUAAAGGAGGAAAGAACACAAUUAUAGCAAUCACUAUAUGGGCCCAUAUGACCUUUCUUCCAGUCGCAUCUUACAUCCGAAGGCUGCAGAAUAUUCGGAAAUCAAUUGUACAGUUACUGAGCAGGAGUCCAGAUACGCUCAUUAUAUUCAAGACAGCCAAUGUCCGAGAACUUGAUCCAAUUUGGUACAGCUUCUUUUACAGUGAUUGGUACAGUUUUCACCUAGAUAAAAUAUUGAGAAAAAUGUUUGAGGGCAUCAACGUGGCAUUUGUAGAUGCAUGGGAAAUGACUGCAGCACAUUACGUGGCACACAAUGUACACCCUCCAGGAGUAAUUGUGAGAAAUGAAGUAGAUGUGUUUCUUUCACACUUGUGUCCUUUCUAACAAGUUGAGCAUUGCAUUGGGGCUGGUGCAAGAAAUACUUUUGUAAUCAGAACAUGGGAGCGUAUAAGAUUAAGAAAAUACCUUGUGAUUCAUCCAGCAGAUCCCAAAGCAAAACAAGAAAAUUAUGUACUCUAUCUCUCUCAAAUUCCUCAAUUGAUUAUUUUGUCAAAUAUACUUUACAUUUAUUGUGAAACGUCUAGAAGAACUGAAAAGCACUAUAUUAAUUGCAAGGAUUAUUAUUAUUAUUAAAUAUAUAUCUAGUGUUUCAAAACAUUAGAUACAAAUUGAACCCGCCCCAAUCUAUUAACUCUGAAAUACCCAUAAUUUCCAGACCUUCCCUUUUCCAUUAUCCUUCAGAUCUUUAGUUCUAUUCUUCAGAUUCUUGGGAUAUGUGUAAAUGGUUACCUCGAUUUCUUAUACUGACCUUUUUUUAAUUCUGACAUUUCUUUUUGUGUUCCUAUUCUUCUUUGAUUAUUUGUAUCAGACUCUAAACAAAGACUGUCUUUAAUCAUGCAAAUAGACUGAUUAAUAUUUUAUACACUAUACAUG